AUGUUUAUGAUAAUUGCUCAAACUCCUAAAACUUAUUUCGGUUCUGACAUUCAAAAAUCAUUAGGUUCUCUUCCUGGAUUUCCAUGGGCAAAAUACCCCGGAGAAAAACAUCUUCUGGGUCAUAAUUAUACUGGUCCGGGUACAAGGUUAGAUCUACGAUUAGACGAAAACGAUAAACCAAAACCAGGUGUAAAACCAGUCAAUAGAGUUGACGCUGCUGCACUUAAACACGACAUACUAUACAGAAAUAAAGACAUAACAUCCAAACACGAAGCAGACAAACAAAUGAUAACCGAACUUGAAAAUAUUCCAAAUCCAACUUUUAAAGAGAGAAUGCAAAGAGCAUUAAUCAUUAAACUAUUGAAAGCAAAGAUGAAAAUGGACACAAGUUUAAUAGAUGCCAACAUUUCAUAUCACGAAUAA
Messenger RNA from Lottia gigantea (owl limpet), 423 nucleotides. RefSeq lists its product as hypothetical. The record is from RefSeq and is a predicted model, not a curated record. Bases 1 to 423 code for a protein of 140 amino acids. The transcript has 2 exons. NCBI's taxonomy places the organism in Eukaryota, Metazoa, Mollusca, Gastropoda, Lottiidae. Gene Ontology annotation, molecular function: structural molecule activity; A2-type glycerophospholipase activity. Gene Ontology annotation, biological process: phospholipid metabolic process; arachidonate secretion.